AACCCCGCUCCCCGCCGGCCCCGCCACCGCCGCCGCGGCCUCCUCGCCUCCCCCGCGCCCCGCCCGCGGCUCGCCGGCCGUGCCGAUCCGGCUCCGCGAUGACUCCCCGGCUGCCGAGGAGCCUGCGGCGGCUGCUGCUGCGCCUUUCCCUCUGGGUCCUCAUGGGCAGUUCGGUCCCCGCUGUGCUCCGGGCGGAAUUUAUGUCACCUGUAGACAGAAAUAAGGAAAGUGGAUUGAAAAUGCCAAACCUAUGCAAAUUUUGUGACAUUAAAGUAACAACCUGCUCAAAUCAACAUCAGUGCAAGAGCAACUGCAACAUCACUUCUAUCUGUGAGAAAACUAGUGAAGUCUGUGUUGCUAUAUGGAGACAGAAUGAUGAAAAUGUGACCUUAGAAACAAUUUGCCAUGAUCCCCAAAAAACACUUUAUGGUCACGUUUUGGAUGACUACAACUCAAAGAAGUGUUUGAUGAGGGAAAAGAAGGAAGAUGGAGGAUUGAUGUUCAUGUGUUCCUGUACAAGUGAAGAAUGCAAUGAUAUACUCAUUUUUACGUCAGACGACCCUCAAAAGCCACAGGAGAAAGAUGAAAUUUCCAAAGUCACAAUCAUAAGUCUUGUCCCAUUACUGGUGAUUUCUGUUGCUGUCAUUGUUAUCUUUUAUGCCUACCGCACUCAUAAGAAGAGGAAACUCAACAAGGCAUGGGAAAAAAAUGUUAAGCCCAGGAAACAUAAGGACUGCAGUGAUGUUUGUGCCAUUAUGUUAGAUGAUGACCGCUCAGACAUCAGCUCUACCUGUGCCAACAACAUCAACCACAACACGGAGUUGCUGCCCAUUGAGUUGGACAUUGUUGUUGGCAAAGGAAGGUUUGCUGAAGUGUAUAAAGCCAAAUUGAAGCAAAACACAUCAGAACAGUAUGAAACCGUGGCAGUCAAGAUUUUCCCCUAUGAAGAAUAUGCCUCCUGGAAAACUGAGAAAGACAUUUUUUCAGAUGUAAACCUCAAGCAUGAGAACAUCCUCCAGUUCUUGACAGCAGAGGAACGUAAGACAGAUCUUGGUAAACAGUACUGGUUGAUCACUGCAUUCCAUGCUAAAGGAAACUUGCAGGAGUAUCUCACACGACACAUUAUCAGCUGGGAGGACCUCUGGAAACUGGGUGGGUCCUUGGCCCGAGGGAUUGCCCAUCUGCAUAGCGAUCACACACCCUGUGGUCGUCCCAAAACCCCUAUUGUACACAGAGACCUAAAGAGUUCCAACAUCCUGGUGAAAAAUGAUUUAACCUGCUGUCUCUGUGACUUUGGGUUAUCCCUGAGGCUGGACCCUUCUCUGUCUGUGGAUGACCUGGCUAACAGCGGGCAGGUUGGCACAGCAAGGUAUAUGGCCCCUGAGGUUUUGGAGUCCAGGAUGAACCUGGAAAACAUGGAGUCCUUCAAGCAAACAGAUGUGUACUCCAUGGCUUUGGUCCUCUGGGAAAUGACAUCUCGCUGUAAUGCUGUCGGAGAAGUGAAAGAAUAUGAGCCCCCAUUCGGCUCCAAAGUGCGAGAACACCCUUGUGUAGAAAGCAUGAAGGACAAUGUCCUAAGAGACAGAGGACGACCUGAGAUCCCCGGCUCCUGGCUGAACCAUCAGGGCAUCCAGAUGGUGUGUGAAACUCUUAUUGAGUGCUGGGACCAUGACCCCGAGGCCCGGCUGACAGCACAGUGCGUUGCAGAGCGCUUCAGCGAGCUCAAGCACCACGACAGGCUCUCGGGAAGGAGCUGUUCGGAGGAGAAGAUCCCUGAAGAUGGCUCUGUGACCACUGCAAAGUAGUAUGUACCUGAGAGCUCAAAAAUGGAGGGAAGUCACUCCUAGACGUGUUCGCCUUGGCAAAGGAAGAAGUCUUGAUCAGUGCCUUGACUUGCUUCCUGGAGGACUGAGGCUGUCACUACUCCCUUUAGGCUGCAACUCUGAACAGGGAGAUGUAUUCUGUGAAUUAAAAGCUGGGGAGUAGCUGUCCUACCCUAGCAUUGGCAGCCGGCAUCAUGUCGUAGGAGGAGCUAUGUAUAUUAGCACUUCCUCAGGAAAUGAGAUUUGAAAAUAGCCAAUAACAUUAUGCACUUUAUUAAUGCCUGUAUAUAACUACGAAAUUGCUAUUUUUAUAUAUAUAUAUAUACAUAUAUAUAAAAUAAUGUGUGUGUAUGUAUAUAUAUAUCUCUAUCUAUAUAUCUAUAAACAUUCAUGCUCUGAAAGAAAAAAGUGCUUCCAGGAAAUGACCAGUGCAUUAGAAAUCCCUCCCCUUAAGGAAGGAGCCUGGGGAGACUGGUGUAGCACCACACCAGCAAUUGUGCACUAAGCGCUCUGCCAAAAAGAUAGGAAUAACAUGCAAUAAAAAGAUGACUUUCGAAGCAUGUGCUGUGAUCACCUGGCUGGGGCCCUGCAGUUCACAGUUGCAGGAGCAGCCUCGCAGCAGACAGUCCAAUUUGACUUUGCAACAGGACUGCAGCAUGGUCCUGUCUGCAGCACACUGUGGAAAGUUCUGGGAUGCCUAUUUCCUCUCACCUUAACCCCAACGUCCUCACAGUGUCCCAGAACAGGAGUGUGAGGAGGUUUCCCACAUGUGUGUUUUGAUACAGAGGUCGUUAAUGUUGUAUUUUUUUUUGUUUUGCUUUGAAUUCAUGCUGUUCACAAGCAGGUUGCAAAAUAUGAGCAGGAUGAGUUUUCCCCUCCUCCCAUCCCCAUGCCCAAACCAUACAGAACACAAGAGCCAGCAACAAUCCAAGCAGAUAUUUUGUAUUUGCUGUGCAUUCUGAGUGUGGGCAGUACUAUUUUUUUCCCUUACUUCUACCUUGGUUGUGUUGCUGUAAGAUCAAACUUCUUUUUUCCCUGUACAGCCUGUCUAAUUGCUUGAUACACCACAGUCUGACUAUGUUCCAUACUUUCCAAAGUAAGAGACAACAGCUGGUGCCUUUAUUUUUGCAAAAAGACCUUGGAGGUGAGGGAGAGCUCUGUAGCAAUAGAUUAAUGGCAUAUCCUGCCCACAGCAUUUAGGGCUGUCUCAGCAAGUCAGCAAUUCACAGAAGAAGAAAAAAAAAGAAACAAACCACAACCAAAAACCAAGAAAGAAACAUUGCUUACAUUCUUUCAGUUCCCCAAAAUGUUUAAGACAGUUGACAUCACAUUGGGCCUAUAUAAAUGACAGCAAUGUUUUUAAUAAGUGCUAAAAAUUUUGUCUUUAGGUGUUUUGCAGUGAUUUAUCCACUUUUCCCCAUGGGAUGUCAGCAGGCCUUGGAAGUUAGAAAUUCAGCCAGCACAAACCAGUCCUGGACAGAUGUAUCUGGUGUGAUUUUUUUAAAUACAUUUGACAGAUAAACAUCAAUAUGUCACUAGAAGAUGUUGCCAUGCAACUCAAUAGGAAUCAUGUAUUCAAAUAGGAGUUAAGAUUUAUGAUGGAAAAUAUUUUAUUUUAUUUGAAAUGGUUUUGUAACUGCUUUUUUUUUUUUUUUCAUUUUAACAAAACUACUCAGAAAUAUUUAAGCAGUGCAGGGCAAAAUAUCCACAUUUACGGUGGAAUUCAGAGGAUACUAUAUCAAAUUUUAUAGGGGGGAAAUGUUCUUGUAAACUCACAGGGCCACAGGCAAAGGUGGGGGCUGCAGGUAGGGGCAUAUCCAGGCAGGUGGAAUGUCAGGGCCCAUUUCUCUUCCUCCAUCCAUACCGAAAGUCAAGGAAUGGCAUGUGGUAGUUCCUGACAAUACUGACAUUUUUAUGGGGUUUUUUAACACUACAUGUAAAGGGAAAUUUUUAUUCUUUUAAGGAAUAUUUCACCUGUACAUCAUGUAUGAAAUAGGAAUGUGAGCAAUAUAUACUCUUGUAUAUCAAAAGUUUCAAACACUUAACUUGAUUUGUAAACUGUUUGAGGGGUUUUUCUGUCUUGUUUUGUUUUGUAUAAAUCAAACGUUUAUUGGAGCAAAUAAAAUAACACCAAGUCAA
Molecule: messenger RNA, 3962 nt
Organism: Chiroxiphia lanceolata (lance-tailed manakin)
Lineage: Eukaryota; Metazoa; Chordata; Aves; Passeriformes; Pipridae
Gene: TGFBR2
Product: transforming growth factor beta receptor 2
Exons: 7
Coding region: 99-1805 (568 amino acids)
Biological process (GO): cellular response to growth factor stimulus; heart development; transforming growth factor beta receptor signaling pathway
Cellular component (GO): plasma membrane; signaling receptor complex
Molecular function (GO): transforming growth factor beta binding; type I transforming growth factor beta receptor binding; activin receptor activity
Source: RefSeq, a predicted model, not a curated record